ACUGGGAGCCAGCAAGCCUUUUCUGCACAGCACUGAUCAAACAGAUAAUGAUGCCAGUUAAAGAAUCUGGGAAGAAGAAUGAGGAUAUUUCAGCAGUCUACGAGUUCAAGGAGAAGCUUGGGCAGGGGUCAUUUUCCGAGGUGCACUUGGCUCAGCACCGGCGCUCCAAAAGGCUUGUAGCAGUCAAGUGUAUCCACAAGACGGCACUGCGGGGCAGAGAGGCCAUGCUGGAGAACGAGAUUGCUGUGCUGCGCAAAAUUGACCAUGAGAAUAUCGUCUCUUUGGUUGACACCUUUGACACUCCAGCGAAGCUCUACUUGGUGAUGACACUGGCCACCGGAGGAGAGCUGCUGGAGCGGAUUGUGGAGAGGGGCAGCUACACGGAGAAAGAUGCCAGCCGUGUGAUCCGCCAGGUGCUGGGGGCCGUCAAAUACCUCCACCAGCUGGGCAUCGUGCACCGGGACCUGAAGCCUGAGAACCUGCUAUAUGAGACUCCAUUCGAAGAUUCGAAGAUUGUCAUCAGUGACUUUGGCUUGUCAAAGAUGGAGGAACAAGGGGUGUUCUCCACUACUUGUGGAACUCCUGCCUAUGCUGCACCAGAGCUUCUACAGCAGAAAACAUACGACAAAAAAGUGGACCUUUGGGCUCUGGGUGUGAUCUCCUACAUUCUGUUAUGCGGUUAUCCUCCAUUCUACGAUGAGAACGACACACAGCUCUACCGGCAGAUCAUAAAGGCUCAAUAUGAGUUUGAUCCACCUUAUUGGGAUGACAUCUCAGAAUCUGCCAAGGACUUCAUAUCACACCUACUGCAAAAAGAUCCAGAGAAAAGGUUUGACUGUGAACAGGCAUUGCAACACUCAUGGAUAUCAGGCGGAGGAGCGCUGGAGAAGAACAUCCAUGGCUCAGUCAGUGAACAGAUCCAGAAGAACUUUGCCAAGAAUCAAUGGAAGAGAGCGUUCAAUGCUACCGUGGUUGUGCGCCACCUCAUCAAGAAGGCACUGGCAGCGGAGGCAGAGGACGAGGCGGAGGCGAGCUCCACCUGAGGUGAAAGAACGCGUCCCAACUGAGCUACUGGCAAAGGAUGGAAUGACAACUUCAAGAGGCCCUGUGAUUCAUUGCAUGCAAGUUAAUUAUAUUGUCUAAAUGGACGUCGUGUCUUAAAUGUCAUUUCUGAAACGAUUACGCAAGCACUGUGGACAUUCAGUAUCCUGGACUUAUAGCUAGCUUUCGUAAAGUUGUCGAGUCGAAAAGUUUAGCAUAUAUGUGAAACUAGUAAAGUAAAUGUGCCGUUGUACUGGUGCCUUUCCAAAUGACAUCAUACAUGACAUCCAUUGACAUCAAUCAAACAAACACUGUGACCUUCUGUCAUCCCAACAAGACACACACUGGUGUUGAGAUUCCGCUUUUGUCAUCAGACCCGAUGAUCGGACUCCUGAUUCCUGAUCAAUAAUGAGUGCUCUAACAUCAAGUUGCAGCAGAAAUUAUGAUAGAUAUGUA
This is a messenger RNA of Scleropages formosus (Asian bonytongue), 1497 nucleotides long. RefSeq names its product pregnancy up-regulated nonubiquitous CaM kinase (gene pnck). The record is from RefSeq and is a predicted model, not a curated record. Bases 48 to 1043 code for a protein of 331 amino acids. Gene Ontology annotation, biological process: protein phosphorylation. NCBI's taxonomy places the organism in Eukaryota, Metazoa, Chordata, Actinopteri, Osteoglossiformes, Osteoglossidae. The transcript has 12 exons. Gene Ontology annotation, molecular function: ATP binding; protein kinase activity.